AUGCAGUAUGCCGACCAUGCUACGAUGAUGCUCUAUCGUAACGCUAUUGACGGUGACUAUGCAGAUGAUCUCGUUUAUCGUAUGAAUUAUAUGAUGACAGAACAGUGUGCUGUGUGUACUCAACCAGGAUGGGAGAACUUGAAGGCCAAGAUCACCAUCAUGUUGGAGGGUUCUUGCACUGUUGGUAAAUACUGUCACAAGCUUUCUAUGUGUGCUUACGAUGCCUCAGCUUAUCCCGAUUCCACUGGUGGUAUUGAAUAUGCAUGGGAGUUGCUCAACGAGUUGAAGGCCCGUACAGUUUCUGAUGGUAUUCUCACACAAGAGCAGUUCGAUUUCCUCUAUGAUAUCCAUGGUUCCCUGUAUGUUGUUCAUAACUGGGAAUGGGUGAAGUGCUACUAUGGUGACAGUUUCUCUCUUGAGAUGGGGUAUUCCGAUUGUCUGGACCAAUACCACGAACUCGCUGGCAAGUGCCGAUCCGAGUGA
Messenger RNA from Perkinsus marinus ATCC 50983, 483 nucleotides. RefSeq lists its product as hypothetical. The coding region runs from base 1 to 483 and encodes 160 amino acids. The record is from RefSeq and is a predicted model, not a curated record. NCBI's taxonomy places the organism in Eukaryota, Perkinsozoa, Perkinsida, Perkinsidae. The transcript has a single exon.